Molecule: messenger RNA, 408 nt
Organism: Homarus americanus (American lobster)
Lineage: Eukaryota; Metazoa; Arthropoda; Malacostraca; Decapoda; Nephropidae
Product: collagen alpha-2(I) chain-like
Exons: 1
Coding region: 1-408 (135 amino acids)
Source: RefSeq, a predicted model, not a curated record
AUGGGACUACCAGGGGGCCCCUUGGGACCAUACCAGGGCCAAAGGACUACAAGGAGGCUACCAGGGCCAGGGUAUUACAAGGGGGCCCGUAGGGUUGCUGUGGGACUAUCAGUGCCAAGGGCCCCAUGGAAAUACAAAGGGCCCCCAGGGGUUCAAUGGGACUGCCAGGGAUUCCCAGGCCUAAGGGAACUACCAGGGGUCCAACAGGAGCCCUACCAGAGAACUAACAGGAGCCUCAUGGGACUACUAGGGCAGGGGCCCCAAGGGACUGCCAGGGGGCCCCCAGGGAGCAUAACAGGGCCAGAGGACUACCAAGGCCAGGGGACUACCAGUGCUCCCAAGGGCCCUACCAGGGCUAAGAGGAAUACCAAGAUGCCCCAUGGGCCCAGAGAACUAACAGGGACUUAG